AUGUGGGGGCAGCUCAAUAUCACUCACAUAGUUGUCGUUGCCUGUCUUGUAGCGGGGGGUGUCGUGGACCUUUUGACCAACGGGACGACCACGUCAGAAGACCUCGCCAAGACUUACCUCGCCCGGAUUGCUAAAAUCAACCCGUCGACUCGCUCGUUCUUGGAAGUCAGUCCCUUCGCUCUAGAAGAUGCACGCAAGCGGGACAACGAAAGGCGAGGGACGGGGGUGAGGUCAAAGAUGCAUGGGGUUCCGAUUUUGGUCAAGGAGCCGGUUAGUAUUGAUGGGUUGAACAGCUCUGCAGGGUCGUACUGCCUGCUUGGCUCUCGGACACGAAAUGAGGCUUCUGUCGUUGCUCGUUUGCGAGCUGCUGGUGCUACUUACCUGAAUGGGGCAGCUCACGUUCGUUCGGCCAGACGGCCUCUAACGGCUGGAGUGCUGUCGGGGGGGCAGACUUGCGGUGUUUACUAUCGCGAACAGGAUCCUUGCGGAAGUAGUAGUGGGAGUGGUGUUGCUGUUGCGCUUGGGUUGGCGGCUGGGGCGGUGGAGGUUGAGACAAUGGGGAGCAUCACCUGCCCGGCUAUGCGGGACAAUCUUGUGAGCAUCAAGACGACUUCGGGGCUUGUUCCUCGGGACAAUGUGAUUGUCACAAGAUUCCGCGGCCCUGUCGGCCCCAUGACCCGGACUGUUCGGGAUGCUGCGAUUAUGCUUAAUUUCGUGGCUGGACCGACUUCAGAAGACCCCGACACUUUACGGAUUCCGUUUUCGAUUUCGCUGAAGCUUGGUGGGUUGGUCAACAGCCGUCUUGCUGUUCCGCGCAACAAUGGGGAUGACCCGUCCGUGGCGAAGAUGGAUCUCGUUCCGGUGAUGGAGCAGUUUGAUGGGGAUUUGAAUGUUGUGAGAGGACUUGGGGCGAGGAUUAUUGAUGAUGCGAAUUACUCCUCUUAUGAGGAAAUCAACGCUGCUGAUGCGCCACAGGGCCGGGUCGGGCCGGCGGAGUAUCGGUUUGAUAUCGAGAGGUGCUUUCGGAGUCUGGCGGUUCACCCGUAUGGUAUUCGGACUGUAGAGGAUCUCAUCAACUGCACCAAGACUCUCCCCAAAGAAGAAUACCCCGCUCGCGACGUUGCUUACUGGGAGCAGGUGGUCAAGUCUGCUGACUUCGGGUCGCCCGAGAUGACCAAAGAAAUCGAGAGAAUGAGAGACCUCGGCGGGACAAGGGGGAUUGAUGCUGUCAUUGACACCCACAAGGCCGACGCGAUUGUAUUCCCAUCAGUAUGCUCCUCGGAUGUUCCUAGCCUUGUUGGGUACCCGGUUGUUUGUGUGCCGCUGGGGUUUAUACCCGAGGGGACAGAGGCGGAGAGGAAUACAAAAAGGGGAUUUGGUGGAGCAAGCGCCUGGCAUACCCUGUUCACCGAGAAGUUGAUUGAGCUGGCGUAUGCUUUCGAGCAACAUACUCAGAUUGGGAGGCAAAGGAAGCCGGUGGUGCUGCCCGUUGCUGAUACUUGUGAUAUUUUGCAAGAGAGGAGGGUUGUGUGGAGGGUUUGGGGUAAACUACGGGAAUGGUUUGUGAUAUGA
Podospora pseudocomata is the source of this 1572-nucleotide messenger RNA. RefSeq lists its product as uncharacterized. The record is from RefSeq and is a predicted model, not a curated record. The transcript is spliced from 6 exons. The coding region runs from base 1 to 1572 and encodes 523 amino acids. Lineage: Eukaryota; Fungi; Ascomycota; Sordariomycetes; Sordariales; Podosporaceae.